AUGCAAAGGAAUAAAAAGGGUAAAGAGGCCCUCACAAUUGCGGUUGAACGUUCCGUGACUCCAAGGACAAUAAUGGAUCAACUAAAUGAAUCGCUCAAGACACUUUCUGACGUCGAAUCCGUAGCUAAGGCAAGGUACUCCCAUUUAAAUGCUGGUUCGUUGGAUCUGAAGGGGGAUGGCUAUGUCGGCACACCUAUUUUAACACCAAGGCAAAUGUGCAUACUGCGACAGGAAGAUGGAAACUGUGGGGUGCCGGAAGAUAAAGUAGUAGCGAUAACUGACUGCGAGGGGGAAGCGCUCGCCAUCGGUGAAGAGACCUUUGACUUGAAUGAAAGCCUUGACACACCAACUUGUUCGGAUGUGGCCUCAAAAGACGUUCCUAUUCCGGGGCGGUCGCCACCAGUCAUUCAGUCGACUGAGGAGAGUCACCGCCUACAGAAGCAGAAGGCGGUGGAAGUGGAGAGCGCGCUGAGAGACUGUGAGAAGCGCCUCCGUGAUGAGUACGAGGUGAAGCUGGAGAAGAACUACCGUCUGAUUGAUGAGCUCAUUGCGGAAAAGAAGGCACUGACAGAACAAUGUGACAAGUUGGUUGCCAGCAUGCGCCAGAUCUCCGAAAAGGCGCUAGCCAAGCAAAAGCUCCUGGAGGAGAAUCAUAAAGUGGAGCUGAAAAAGGUUGAAGCAAAAGCGGCUGCGGCAGAGAAGAUAAAACGCGAGCGGUGGGAGGCAGCGAAAACAAAGGCUAUCAAGGAGCUGACUAUGAAGGGCGUGGAGCGCGAGAUUCAGCGUCUGAUGCUGAACCACAAAGAGGAGCUGGAGGAGAUGAAACGCCUCUACAAGGAGGACUUGGAAGCGGCGGAUGCUCGAGCUUUCGAAAGCUACUCACAGAAGCUGGAGGAAUUGCGCUCGAGGUUCAGCAGAGAACGAGAGGAGAUCUGCCUUCAGGAGAGAAAACUGGCAGACGGUGACUUAGUCACCCCCACCGAAACUCCACGUGACGUCUGGGCUAACAGAAACUGGGUUGCUAAUGCCAUCGCCCGUUUGGCGGGCUUUAUCAGCUCUUUUCAGUGCAUCAAAUUCAUUCCUAAGAAUGCUGCCUUCAACCUCAGGUACGAUGCCCUAAUGGCAGAGGAGCGACGAGUUUGGGAUGGGCUAAGGAAGAAGUUGCUGAAGGAUGCAUCCGAGGAGAAGGAUCGCCUGAUAACCCUGAUGACUCGAGAACGUACUGAAUUGGAGGAAAAAAUCAACCAGCUAAAUACUGCCCUCUCUGAGGCCAAUCAGCGGAGUCUUCACGAAGUGGCGCGGGUCAAAAAGGCGCUAGAAAGUGAAUACGCGUUACAACUAGAAAAGCUGCAGUCUCAACUGGAGAGUGACAAAAAGGGUGUUGAAGAGACGGUGCGUACCCAACUUAAGUCGGAUUUUCAGGAGCGUGAACGCGAAAUUAUUGAGAGGCUACGGAAGGAGCGAGAUCGGCAGCUGGAGGCUGUUGUCCAGCGACUGGAGGCGGAAGCGACUCUCUCACGUGAGGAGGCUGAAAGCAGUGCUCAGGAGAGAAUAAAAAGAAUGAAAGAAAAACACCAAAAGGAUAUCGACGACCUAGAAGCAGCUGAACGGCAAGCAAACGAGAAGUACAACCAGCUCCGGGCCCGAUGUCUGGAGCUGGAAGGGGAGGUGAACUGUCAGAAGGUGCGUCUCGCUCAAGUGGAGGAGGAGGCACGACAGACACGGGCGACAAAUGAGCGUCUGAUGGGUGAACGUGAACAACUCAGAGAGGUUGUGGCCCGCGAGGUGGCAGAGGAGAUAGCCGCUGCAGGGGCCAAGGCGGGUCAAGCACAGCGUGAAUUAGCUGAGGUCCGAGCACAGGCCAGCGCCGAAGUCGCCCGGCUCCAGGCAGAGUUAACGGCCGCCAAGCUAGAUGCAGCCGACGAAUUGGAGUCCGUUCACCAGAGAAUCAAGGAGGCCAUCGUAAAGAAAGACGAGAACAUAAAGGAGCUGGUGCGACGACACGAGAAGCAGGGCACGGAGCAUCGACGAGGAAGACCGUCACUGCCCUCCCGCGAGGAGUUUCAGGAGAGGGUCAGGAGUGGGAAGUGCCGCACCCACCAGGAUGCGGGCUGCCUCCUUGCGUCGACGUUGAUUCCCAAGCAGCAAAAACGCACUAUUCGUUGUCACUACACUGUUGACGAUGAUUUGAUCAGUGACAACACACUGUAG
This is a messenger RNA of Echinococcus granulosus, 2211 nucleotides long. Its product is annotated as 5-azacytidine-induced protein. Gene Ontology annotation, cellular component: centriolar satellite. The coding region runs from base 1 to 2211 and encodes 736 amino acids. Gene Ontology annotation, biological process: regulation of centrosome duplication; intraciliary transport involved in cilium assembly; cilium assembly. Lineage: Eukaryota; Metazoa; Platyhelminthes; Cestoda; Cyclophyllidea; Taeniidae. The transcript is spliced from 13 exons. The record is from RefSeq and is a predicted model, not a curated record.